This is a messenger RNA of Carassius carassius (crucian carp), 2415 nucleotides long. It is a transcript of the gene atr, whose product is annotated as ATR serine/threonine kinase. Gene Ontology annotation, cellular component: nucleus. The record is from RefSeq and is a predicted model, not a curated record. Gene Ontology annotation, molecular function: protein serine/threonine kinase activity. Lineage: Eukaryota; Metazoa; Chordata; Actinopteri; Cypriniformes; Cyprinidae. Gene Ontology annotation, biological process: protein phosphorylation; telomere maintenance; DNA damage checkpoint signaling.
AUGAAUCUCAUGGUCAGACCAUCACCACAGUGGCCAGUGAAACGCUUCUCCAUCAGGUCUGGAGAUUCUGCCGUUUACCUGACCCCCACCAUCCUUAAUUUGUCCUCAUAUGCCUCAGCUCAGGUGUUAUUGAAGACAUUCCUUCAGUCUCUCUUGUCCACAAUUAGGCAGGUGGAUAUAAAGAGCAGAAGUGAGGUGUGGGCAGCCGUAGACAUCCGACUGGAUGAUACCCAGAUGAAGGUCCCCAGAGCAAGCCAUGAACACUGGUGGACAUUACAGGUCAUUACUGCAGCCAAGGCCAGUGCUUCUGCCCUCAUCCGCACUAUUGCCAAGCAACUGAAUGUCAACCACAGAGAAAUGCUAAUCAAUUACUUCAAAUAUAUAUUCUCCAAUCUUGUGUGUUCCUGUACCAAGGAGGAGCUGGAAAGAGCCUUCCACUAUUUACAGAAUGAGACAGAAAUUUAAUUGCUCAGUCUGCUGGGACAGAAUUUCCAAGGUCUUCAUAAUGAGCGGUUCUUGCGUCUAGGCGAACAAUACCAGCAGGUCUUUAAUGGACUUGCUAUUUUAGCUUCUUUCGCCUACAGUGACGACCCCUACCAGGGCCCAAGAGAAAUCACCACCCCAGGACGCAUGACAGAUUAUCUGCAGCCCAAGCUCCUGGGCAUUCUGGCUUUCUUCAACAUGCAGCUAUUUAGCUCUAGCGCUGGAGAGAAAGAGAAAAAGAAAAUGGCUCUGAACAUUUUAAUGCCGCUGAUGAAGCUAAUGGGUCCAAAGCACAUCAGCUCAGUCCGAGUGAAGAUGAUGACCACACUCAGAACUGACCUGAGGUACAAGGACGACUUCCCAGAGCUCUGCUGCAGGAUGUGGGACUGUGUGCUGUCUUAUCCGUCUUAUCUGAGUCCGCUUCUGAGUCAUGUAAUCGUUGCUCUAUUACCUCUCAUCAUCAAGCCUAAAGAGACAGCCGUGCACUACCUCAUAGCGGAGAACAUUGUCCAUUAUCAUAGUAUUAUGAACUCUAUUUUGGGUCUUGGCCAUCUCUCUACAAUAAUAACCCAGGUCAAUGGAGUUCUGGUCAGCAGACCAUGAUGAAAAUCCGAUCUGAAUGCGUACCAGUUCGAGGCAGCAUAGAAUCUGUCAAAGUGGGACCUAGUUGAGGAUUAUCUUGCCUCUGAUUGUCAUGUCUGUUUUAUAAAUUGUAAGUCCAGCACAUGGGGUGUCAGACUUGGCCAAAUGUUGCUGCCUGCCAAGAAGCAAGAUUCUGAAGCAUUCUAUGAAAAACUUAAAAUAGCCAGCAAAGAACAAGUCAUCCCUAUAGCAGCCAGUUUUGAGUGUGGCACCUAUCAGAGAACCUACAAGUAUAUUGUCAGGUUCCAAUGGUUGACCAUUUUGGAAAAAUGUAGAUGAUCUCUUCUCUUUGUAGAUCAUUUUAAUUUAUUAGGGUUACGUAUUCUACUUAUUUGCAGUUCUUAAUGUGAGGAGCAGGUUGGUGAGUGCUGGCUGCACUUUGCUCAUGUGGCCUGAAGAGCUGGUCAUCAUCAAACAGCUUUCAUUGCCCUGCUCAAUGCUGAGAACUCCCAGAGAACUCCCAUAUGUCUCUUCAUCGAGAAAGCCAAAUGGCUCUGGUCUAAGAAUUUUCUUGUUUGUUUUUAUAGGGUGAUGAUAGUCCUGUAGAAAGUUGUGCAGCAGUGUUUUUCAGAUGACCAGCCACUCGCGGACCCAAAGAAAAUCCGGAUUAAAGGGAAUGCCAUACUGCUGGUGGGCAGAUACAUGGAAGAUACAGCCAACUUUGAGAGCAAUGCUAUAAUGAAUACUUAUAAGCCAUCUAGUCAUCUCCGAAUCUGCCACUCCAGCAACGAUAUCUUUGCUGUGCUGAUGAAGAUUGUGGCCAAAGUUUUCUUUGCUUAGCCAAUGUGGAUAAUGAUGGCCGUGUCAAAGUCCUCCUUUCCAACUCGAAUGAACAGAUGCAAGGAGACCUUGAAGAAGGCUGUCAGUCUGAAUAAGUCAUUUGGGAAAUUUAUAGGAGAUGCCAACAGACUGACUGACAAGCUGGUGGAGCUUGGCAAUAAACCAGUGGAUGGGAACAGCAGCACCCUCAGCAUGAAUGUACACUUCAAAAUGCUUAAGAAACUGGUGUAAGAGCCCAUCUUCAGUCAGAUCCUCAUCCCCUUGCAGUCUGUCCUUAUACCCACCCUGUCUUCCACUGGAGGAGCAAAUCCCAAACAUUGUGCCUUUCCAGGACACUCGGUCUACCUCGUUUGCUUCGAUGACACGGUAGAGAUCUUGACAUCCUUGCAGGGGUCUGAUGGGAAGUUCAACACCAUGAUGUGCAAACCUAAAGAUGACCUGAGGAAAGAUUGCCGCCUGAUGGAGUUCAACUGUCUCAUUAAUAAGGUACUAGAGUUGUGCGGUUCAUGA